UUUCUCCCCGACCUGACUCGUUCUCUCCCUCGACGGCUUCCAGAGGUCAUGAAACGGUCGUGAACAAUGUCCAGCCUGUUCAAACACCUCAGAGUCCACCAAAUCUUUGGUGCCAACACUGAUGUCGGGAAGACCCUGCUCACGACGGCGUUGGUACGCGCGUCGGCGGCGAGAGGACAUGAUGUCUUCUACCUCAAGCCAGUCAGCACGGGGUCGAUGAACGAGGCGGACGAUGGUCACAUUCAGCGCUUCACCAGCUCGGUCAAGAGCAAAGUACACGCCGACUGCUUGUAUCGGUACACAGAACCCGUCAGUCCCCACCUCGCCGUCAAGCUCGAUCAGAAGGACGCGCAGAAUGUCAGCGGCGCGCCCGCGGAUGGGACCGUGGUCAACGCCAUCGCGGAGCACAUCAAGACCUGCGCGUCGCGCGCGCACAAACUGGCAGGCAAUCCCCUCGCACAUAUGUAUGUCGAGACUGCUGGAGGCGUCCACAGUCCAUCACUGUCUGGUACCACACAACUGGAUCUCUAUCGCCCUCUCUUCCUCCCGACUAUCCUUGUAGGAGACUCCAAGCUCGGCGGCAUAUCCUCUACCAUCUCCUCUUUCGAGUCGCUGCACCUGCGCGGCUACACAGUGGACGCCAUCCUGCUCUUCCGCGAGGGAUACUACCGCAACUGGGAGUACCUCAAGUCAUACUUCUCCGAGCGCGAUAUCCCCGUCUUCGCCCUCGACAAGCCGCCCGACCUGCACCCGGACCCCACGCAGAAUUUCGCGCGUACGGACAAGUACUACCAGUCAGUCACUUCGGCAGACGGCGCAGACAGCAUCGCCAGCAUCCUCGACCACCUCGACUCCCGGCACGCACAACGUCAGACCGAGCUCUACUCCAUGCCGCGUCGCGCGCUCGACACGAUUUGGUGGCCCUUCGUUCAGCACGGUCUCAUCGCCGGCGAGAAGGACAUCAACGUCAUCGACAGUGCCCACCGUGACUUCUUCAGCGUGCACCGGCCGACCUCCGACCCCAGCGCCUCCGCUCUUCAGCCCCAGUUCGACGGCUCGGCCUCCUGGUGGACGCAGGCCCUCGGGCAUGCGCAUCCCGCCGUCGCGCUCGCUGCCGCGCACGCCGCGGGCCGCUACGGACACGUCAUGUUCCCCUCCGCCGUGCACGCCCCCGUGCUCGAGCUCGCCGAGCGUCUCGUCCAAGGGCCAGGUGCCGGGUGGGCGGACUACGCGUUCUUCUCCGAUAACGGGUCGACAGGCAUGGAGGUCGCACUCAAGAUGGCGUUGCGCGCGUAUGCGGUGCGCCACGAGUUGCGCGGCACGGAGGAGGCGAAGAAGCUGGGCAUCCUCGGCUUGAAGGGCAGCUAUCACGGCGACACGCUCGGCGCGAUGGACGCGUGCGAGGAUGGGGGUGUCUACUCGUGCGAGUGGCACAAUGCGCGAGGGGUGUGGCUCGAGCCGCCGACCGUGGGCAUUCGGGAAGGUGCGGUGUAUGUCAGAGUUCCGGGGGCGGUCGUUGGGAAGGACGCGGACGAGCUCGUGCGCGCGGACUCGCUGUCGCGCGUGUACGAUGUAGAAUACCGCAUGCAGACGACGUUGGCGAAAUCGUAUGAGGCGCAUAUCCGGAAGGUGCUUGGGAACAUCGAGCGCGAUGACACGCAGCUGGGCGCGCUCGUCCUUGAACCCCUCGUUAUGGGCGCGGGCGGCAUGAUCUUCGUCGAUCCGCUCUUCCAGCGCGUCCUCAUUGACGUCGUGCGCGGGCGGGGCUCCUCUCGCUCCCCCUCAUCUUCGACCGUUUCCUCCACCUCCACCGCCAACUCAUCCUGGACCGGCAUGCCCGUCAUCUUCGACGAGGUCUUCGCCGGCCUCCACCGCCUCGGUCUCGAGUCCGCCGCCCCGCUCCUUGGCGUCACGCCCGACAUCGCCGUGUACGCCAAGAUCCUCACCGGCGGCCUCCUCCCGCUCGCUGCCACGCUCGCCUCGCGCGACAUCUACAAUGCGUUCUUGAGCGACUCGAAGGCGGACGCGCUCCUGCACGGGCACUCUUACUCUGCGCACGCGGUCGGGUGCGCAGUUGCGAAUGAGGCGCUCAAUCAAAUUGCGAGGUUGGAGAAGGAGGGUACGUGGGACUCGGCGAGAGCGAGAUGGGCGCCGACCACGACGGAGGAGGCGAGGGUGUGGAGUCUGUGGGACCCGACGUUUGUGAAGGCGCUCUCGAAGCACGACAAGAUCGCGGAGGUGAUGACGCUGGGCACCGUCCUGGCGGUUAAGGUCAAGACGGAGCAAGGCGGUUACGUCUCCCACUCUGCGCAAGAGCUGCUGAAGGGGCUCGGGAAUGUUGAGCGUGGGGAGGGCGGGCUGUCGUCUGCGCCUGGGGGCGCGCCCUUCAGCAUCCACUUCCGGACGCUGGGUGACGUAGCGUAUCUGAUGCUCAGCCUUAACACCGAGGAUAAGGUCGUGCGGGAGGUCGAGGAUCGGGUAUGGCAGGCCAUCGCAGCCGCUUGAACUUCGUAUUUCCUCUUGUUGUGAGAAAGACCCAAAUGUAAAUACAAUCUCAGCAGGUAAUAUAUGCCCAAGGGGCCACUUGACUAGUUA
Molecule: messenger RNA, 2595 nt
Organism: Schizophyllum commune H4-8
Lineage: Eukaryota; Fungi; Basidiomycota; Agaricomycetes; Agaricales; Schizophyllaceae
Product: PLP-dependent transferase
Exons: 4
Coding region: 67-2505 (812 amino acids)
Biological process (GO): biotin biosynthetic process
Cellular component (GO): mitochondrion
Molecular function (GO): S-adenosyl-L-methionine:8-amino-7-oxononanoate transaminase activity; dethiobiotin synthase activity; ATP binding
Source: RefSeq, a predicted model, not a curated record